AUGCCGCCCAAACAGCCCCAGACCUCGCUCUUUCAGGUUUUCCUGCGUCUGCGCCCCCCGAUGACCCAGAAAUCCGACGAAUCUGGCCGUUUCCUCGCAGUGGAGCCUCCUGAGGCCUCGUUGGAAGAGACUGAGAUUGUCUCGCCGGGAUCGACACAUAUUACACUUCAACCACCAAAUGACACCCGAAAGCGCGCCGUCGAGCGCUUCGGUUUCACCAAGGUCUUUGAGGAAGCGGCGUCACAAUUGGAUGUUUUCCACGACACCGGAAUGGAGCCUAUCAUCCGCGGAGUAUUGAAAAAGAAUCGAGAUGGUUUGGUUGCGACCCUCGGUGUGACAGGUAGCGGAAAGAGCCACACGAUUCUGGGAUCCAAGACGCAACGAGGAAUGACCCAAAUGGCGCUCGAUGUGAUAUUCCGUUCCCUGGAGCCGACAAUUAAGAACGAUGAUGGCAGCAUUACCCCCGUGAUGAUGUCCUCACUAGCCACCGCAGAUGCAUCCGAGGCGCAAUUGUUCUCUGCCCAGACAUUCCUGGAAGCCGUAUACGGCGAGCCAACUGGACGCUCUUCCCGAGCACAAACACCCAUGAGCCCCGGCCGUGCUGGUACUCCCCUGAUGGUACGAAAUUCCCCUUCCCUGAAUUCCCCUCUUGGAUCGCCCACCCGAGACCAUGCAACUGGAUCGUCUCUCCCGAGACCGAAAUCUCGACCUGGAACACCCCAGAAGAUGGCGCUUUCGUGCAUCGCCAGUCCCAAAGGAACUGAUCGAGCUGGUAUCGGCGGAAUUGUGACCGCGCAUACCACGGCAUUCUCCUAUCCCCUGCCCUAUACCAAUUUCAACGCAUUUGAACCGCAGCCCGCUAAAUCUCGACUUUACGUCUUUAAGGAACCCUCCCCAGCACUCAACUUCCCCCGCCGUCACAUACGCGAAAAGCCAGAUGCUCUUCCCAGGCUUCCUGAUAUGAGCCACCUGACGGUGGAGAUGGAUGCAAAGUCCGAUUACGUUGUCCUGGUGUCAAUGUACGAGGUAUACAACGACCGAAUCUUUGAUCUUCUUUCUCCAUCCAUCGUCCCUGGCCAAGGAAGUACUUUGUCCCGCGGAAACAACCAAAAGGAUCGACGACGCCCCUUGCUUUUCAAGCCAACGGAAGGCUCACCCGACAGGAAAUUGGUCGCAGGUCUCCGCAAGAUUGCUUGCGCUAAUUAUGAAGAAGCCCUUGCCAUUCUGGAUGUCGGUCUGACCGAACGCAAGGUCACUGGUACUGGUAUGAACAGUGUGAGCUCCCGAAGCCAUGGUUUCUUCUCCAUCGAAGUGAAGAAACGUACAUACUCCAAACGCACUGGCGAAUACAAUUGGGUUGGAAACGCUCUCACCGUCGUUGAUCUUGCGGGUAAGUCUAUUGCGUCUUUUCACCGGAUCCUCGCUGACAGAUUAGGCUCCGAGCGCGCGAGAACGGCAAAAACAGCCGGUGCCACCCUUGCUGAAGCAGGCAAGAUUAAUGAAAGUUUGAUGUAUCUUGGUCAGUGCUUGCAGAUGCAAAGUAACAUUCAAGAAGGAAUGAAGACCGCGCUUGUUCCAUAUCGCCAGUGCAAAUUGACGGAGCUCUUGUUCUCAAAUUCUUUCCCAUCAUCUACCCAGAUGUCCCGAGGGCAAUACCCGCAGAAGGCCAUCAUGGUCGUUACCGCUGACCCACUGGGUGAUUUCAACGCCACUUCCCAAAUCUUGCGCUAUUCUGCUCUUGCUCGCGAGGUUACUGUUCCUCGAGCCCCUUCCGUGUGUGAAUCUAUCUCUUCAGUUGCGUCUAGCAGUCACCGCUCCGUUAGUGGAAGAUCUUCACACCAUUUCGACUCCACAGAGGAGCUUGAGAGAGCUGCUGCCGAAAUCAAUCGUCUUACUCGUGAUUGUCACUCUCUGGCCGUCAAGCUCGCAGAGGAAGAAAUUGCCCGCUGUGAAGUCGAAACGAAACUACAAGCCGCCGAAGACAGAUGUCUCAUGAUCGAACAAGAUGUUCGCGAGGAAUGCUGGGCAGAGAUGGAUGAGAAAAUGGAGGAAGAAAGGAAGCGGUGGCAAACUGCCUGGGAUGAGCAGAUUGGCCGCAACGAUGAGCACAUUGACAAGAAAGUCGAGCUCGUUUCCCGUGGAUUCCAGAUCUUCGAGGAUUCUGACUCAACUGAACGCGUGGACGAGCUUGAACAGGAGAAUGACCAACUGCGCCGCAAGCUCGCUGCCCUGGAGCGCGAGAUGCUGAGCAAGUCGCCCACCAGGAAACCCAGGGCCAAAAACGCCGCCACCACGCGGUCUAACCUUCAGAACCGCGAAAGCGACAUCGAGAAUGCGUUGCAACGCAUGGAUCAGUUGAAGCUCGCUGAUACCAUGUUCGCCCCGCCAUCCCCGAGUACAUCCCCGAUGAAAAAGACACGGAAGAUGGGAACCCGCAAAUGGGACCUUGCCCCCGAGGAUGAUAUCUAA
Messenger RNA from Penicillium olsonii, 2469 nucleotides. Lineage: Eukaryota; Fungi; Ascomycota; Eurotiomycetes; Eurotiales; Aspergillaceae. The record is from the annotation of a GenBank genome assembly.